AGCAACUUGUUGCGUCCCGAACAAAUAACCCAUAAAUUUUGUUCUUAGAUCUCUUAUACAUUUAACAGUGGAAUGUACGUGUUUUUUAAUAUGCCGUGAUGCCGUUUUAGUAAAAACCAUUCAAGUAGAUAAACGUCGCUUCCACCAACACUCAAGGCUUAUUGACACAGCGCUCCCACAAUCUAACAUGGCGCUCCUGAGUACCGUUCCAGUCAAAGAGAUAGAGAAUACUUCCACUUAAACUCAGGUGUCUCGUGCUUAGUUGACCGUUACGUUAAACCCUGUGUAGGUACAUCAGGUUCGUGGAAGUUUCUUUUAGGUAAAUAUUGUCUCAGCUGUGGUUGUUUUCCAACUCCCGAAAAUAAACAUGUCCAUCUGCCACUGACGCAUGUCGAUACCGUUUUAUCGAUAGUGGCGAGGUACACAAUGAAAAAAUGAUUUGAUAGCUGGUGUGUCAGACUUUUACAAAGGAAUGUUGGCGGAGAUAUGCGUGGUUUCACACUCGACUGUGCCAGUAAAGUUUGACGCGUCUGAUUAUGCCAGGAAUAGUGUCACAUGUGGAAGAUCAGUACUCAACAUGGACUGGCCUAGUAUACGUAUUCAACCUCAUUGUCGGCACCGGGGCAUUAACUUUACCAGCCGUUUUCAACCGAGCAGGAUGGCUGCUGGGGCUAACUGUCAUCUGCACAUUGGCUUUCAUAAGCUUCAUUACCGUCACAUUUGUGAUAGAAACCAUGGCUUCAGCAAAUGCCAUUAUGCAGUGGAAACGUUUGCAGCAAAUGAAGAGAGUAAGCCAAACCCUUCUGGCUUUGCAAGUGAAUGAGUCACAAGAUGAAGACAGUGAUGAAGAUCAGCCACUGGUCUCCCCAGGAGUCUCCUGGGAAAAGUUUCCAAGCCAGCUGCAGCGGUACUACAUGAUCCAGGAAAAAAUUGAAAUGGGUCAGAUGGCAUCCCUUUUCUUUACAAGAGGUGGACGGACACUGUUUUUCUUGUGCUUUGCUGUUUACCUAUAUGGAGAUCUAUCCAUCUAUGGGACAGCUGUGGCAAAAUCAUUGGCAGAUGUUGCUUGCACAUACCAACCCGCCAACUAUUCAUGCAACAUGACACUACCAGUAAGUGCACUGUGCUGGGAGAAUUCAGAUAUUACAAGAGCAGAUGCCUACAGGAUCUUUCUUGGAGUAUUCAUCUGUACACUGGGCCCUUUUGUAUUUUUCAAUGUGCAGAAAACAAAAUAUCUGCAGAUAUUGACAUCAGUUAUGCGAUGGCUUGCUUUUGGCUUCAUGACUGUGUAUGCUGCAUACAAACUUAUUGUUGAAGGGCCCAAGGGCCACCCACCAGCUGCCGACCUAUUGGGUGUUCCCAGUUUGUUUGGUGCGUGUGUGUAUUCAUUUAUGUGCCAUCACUCACUGCCUGCUCUAGUCGCGCCAAUAGCAGACAAAUCAAAACUGACACGUUGCUUGGCGCUGGAUUAUUUGCUCAUAACUGUCUUUUAUUUACUGCUCGCCAUGACAGGUGCAUUUGCAUUUCAACAUCUGGAUGACCUCUACACACUAGACUUUGGACCACGAGGCUCAGGUGACUGUAACUCUGAUGAUGUAGGACUUUUAAUGAAAGUGAUAGAGUACUUCCUCGCCCUUUUCCCUGUUUUUACAUUGAGCACAAGUUUCCCAAUAAUUGCAAUAACGUUGCGCAAUAAUCUGAAGUCACUGUUCCUGACAGAUGGCCGUCACUAUAGGUGGUGCAUUCGUAAAGUUGUUUUCCCUCUCCUCGCUAUAGUUCCUCCUUUUGUUGUAGCAUUUACAACUGAAGACCUGAAAAAAUUGGUAGCUAUCACUGGAUCGUAUGCUGGUGCUGGCAUCCAGUAUUUUAUUCCAGCAGCCCUAGUCUUGGCAGCUAGGAAGAAGACAAUGGAAGUAAUAGGGAUGGGUGUGAAAAAUGACUUUUCUUCGCCAUUUUCAGGCAGAGGCUGGGUAAUAUUUGUCAUUAUUUGGGCCAUUGCCUGUUUGAUUCUGGUGUCUGUAAAUUUUAUUAAAAUUUAUGUAAUGUGACUCAGACGUAUUUUUAAUUCCCCUGUUAAUGUGUGUGCUAACUAUUGCAUUUUAAGUAUUGUGGAACAGUCAUUACCAGGAAUUUUUUUUAAAGUAUGUCAUUUUUCACUCUAUUUACUCUUGUACUCUACAUAUGAAAUGCAAAACUUCUGUAGUUCGAAUGACUUCAACCAUUCCAGUUGUUAUAAUGUUCAUUAUUUUCAUUUAUUGUCCAUGGACAGUGUAGUGGUUUAUUCAGUGUUUUAAAUGAUUUACUUCGGUCUUUUAAUUAUGGAGAGAACUUUUUAUGAAAUUUUAAGUGUCUGUUUAUUGUGUUUCCUAAGUUUACAUCUGGUGCUAUGAAGCAAGCCAUCUUUAAUUGUGUGAGCUUCAUAUUAAUUCUCAGUAUGAUAUAAUGGGGCUGUGUUAGUGAUUAAACAAAUCAUAACACAGAAUAGUUUGUUAUGAAGCAAGCAAUGAAGGAAAAGAAACGAAAAGUAAAACCGGGAUUUACUUUUUUUUUAUUUUAGUGUUGUAGAUGAUGACUUAUUUUCUUUCAGACGUUUUAUAUGUAUUUAUCUGGAAACAUGUUUGUAUGAGCACUUGAUAAGUUUAGUGUAUAUAGUUAAAUCAUUUUUAUGUAAUGUUGACACUUGAUGACCAUUUGUAUGUUCAUAAAUGAAUCACACACUCAAGGAUGUUUUCCAUGUCAGUAAGAAUAGCAGUGAGCUUCGGUUCACCUGUAUGUUAUUGAGUUUCAACCAGCCAGCCAGCCAGCCAGCCAGCCAGCAGAGCUACAAAAAAGUUUAUUUGAAUGUCAGAGUGCUUCACUACACCUGGUCCUGUUGUAGGUGGUAUGCCAUUGCCUUCCUCUGACCUCUGAGCUGACUCACCCAGCCAGUUACAGAUGGACCCACAAUUUAACAUGGAUUUCAAACCACCAUGCAGCUCAUCAUUUUUGACACCAACAACAUUAAGAAGUGAUAAGUGACAGAUAAAAAACCUAGGACUGACCAGGAAUUGCAUCUGAAACUUUUGUAUCUGUAGUCUGGCACUUUACCACUGAGCCACCAAGCUAACUAAAAGAGACCAGUAAAGAAUUAUUAAUAGCGGAUGUCUUAGUCACAUAUGAUAGUCGUUAAAGAUCACACCAUUUUUGAAAUGGUGAUGCCACCUUGAUUUGGAUGACAUAUGCGAAUUUAUAAAAAUCAGAACAACUACAUGGGGAUCUAAAGAUGAGAUAUUUAAAUCCUGAAACUGAUGAUGUAAUUUGAAUAUCUAAAAUAAAAGAUGGGAAAGUGGAAAUUUAUCCAGUAUAAAAUUUAGACAAAAAAUAUUUUCUCAGUGUUUGGUAGAAGCAUGUGCCUUCUUGUGUAGUAUAAUGCACUAAUGCAGGGAGGUUCAAAAAAUUUUUUCCAAAUGAGUGACCUAUAUUUUGGUGCCUCCACCCUCCCUCCUUCCCUUUUUUCUCUCCUACACUUCUACCCGUGUCAGUUUUUGCUGCUAAUUGUGGUAUACACUUUAUACAAAUCUUGCACUUGGGCACCCCAAGAGGCCGCUACUAAUUGUGUCAUGUAUAGAAGUCUUACAGAAGUGAUGCUCCUGGUGCCCUCUUCAGCUUGCACCCUAUGUGGCAGCUUGUGUUGCUUUGAUCUAAAAUUGGUCCUUCAUUAAUGAUGUUUUGCUAUUACUGUCCGUAUGUGAAGAACCACAGGGGAAAAGGGACGUGCGAGUGUGUUCGUUUAUUCUUACCGAGUGUGUGAUAAUUUUUGUACUCUUAAUUAAUACUGCUUUGUGACUGACUUUUCAGUGAGUGGUCAUGUACUCACUGUGUUGCCUGAUUUUGGUUUUGUAGUUACACUGCCCUCCACCACUGCAAUCUGUCAGUCAUAAAGUAAUUUUAAUGGGAAUAUAGUAUCAUAAAGAUGAUGAUAAACCUCCAGGUGUGUGUUUCACUUAUGAAUUAAAAAGUAAUUGUUAUUCUCUUACAACCAUCUAUUGUUUUGUAGGGUAAACCUAUAUUAGUUAGACAUCUUCAGCCAUAAUAUAUUCUGUUCAUACAGCAAACAGAGAGAGAUUUGCAUGCAUAUUUUUAAAGAAAAAGUUGUGAAAUGGAGACUUGGAGAAUGAGACAGCUAGAAUAUAUAUAUUUGUUGAGAAAGAGAUAUUGUAUCCAAGGCUGAAAAAAGUAAACAUUCUCAAGGCAAUUAUGUUCAUUGCCACAUCAUAUAAUUGAAAGAUAGUGGUAAGGAAUCCGUGUAAUGCUUAGUAAAAUAUAUGUGCUGUUUGGAAUUGAAUAUAAAGAUUGCAAAAUCUGGGGCCAUAAAUUGUAAUGUUCCGAUCAUGGAAUGAAUCACGUGGGAUAAUGUAUUUUGCCAUGGCUGCUUAUAGUUACUGAUGUUUUGUGGGGUUGACUCAUGGUAUCAGCUCUUAAUGUCACAUUAAAAUUGAUGUAGAAGCUGUUACAGAUGUAGUGCUAGUUCAGUUGAACAGUCACGAAAAAAUAAAUUAGUCAUUGUCUCAUUACAACUACUCUAGGAUUUAAACAGAUUAAAUUGUGUGCUGAACCAGGACUCCAAUCCCGGGACCUAACCUUAUGCAGACAGUGCUCUUUGACCUGCUGAGCUAUCAUGCAUUAUCCCAGUUUUAUUUCUGCUGCAAGGAUAGGUUGUGUCUUAAGUACUCAGUUGGUAAAAGCAUUGGAUGUGAAAUGCAAGAUUCCAGGGGCCACACAAUUUCAAUCUGCUCUGAAGUUUCCAAUCAGUGCACUCUCCACUGCAGAGUGCAAGAUUCAUUCUACUUCAGUAUUUGUAAAAUCAUGGAAAACUUAAAAAUAGUAAUGACUGGAUGAGGAUUUUACAUAUUAUGUUAUUCUCUAGCGUACUAUCUUACUAUUCCAUCGUACCGAGUAACUUUCCUGCAGAGCAGUUGCAAUGGAAACAUUUUUCACAGUGAUACCAUGCCAAAAUCCAGUUGACUCUCAUUGUAAUUAUUGCCAUUUAAUGGCUGUAUGGAGGGAAGUAAAGAGGCAGGGUGGGGGAAGCACCUAGAAAAACAGAUGGUAGCAGGCCUGUACAUCUACAAGACAAAUGUACUGUAAUCAGGGGACGUUGGAUUUGGCACCCAGGUGACAUGCUUUACUAGGGAGCCGAUGAUUGGCAAUCACAAAAUUCUUUCAUCCAGAAUUUUUUAUUUUGUAACACUGAUGUAGGUGUCCACGUAAAAUUGUAUUUUGACUGCUGUGAUUUCAUUCACACCCACAGAAGCCUUCCUGGCAGACAGGAUGCUGUUCUAUUAAGUUGGAUUUCUUUCGCCCAAAAAUUUAAAAGCCAAUUACUCUCGCUUAUCAGUGUCUCAAUGAAUUUGUAUGUGCCACAUAGCAACACAUCAUUUGUGUGUGUUGGUCAUGUAGUUACGAGAACUACUAUUUCAGGAAUCACUGUUCAAAUAAGUGCAAUGCUUGUGAUAUAUUGUGCAUUUAGUGAUUAUUUUAUUGAUUGUGGACAUUAGGGGUUUAACAGGCUGUCAAGGUAUCUCUCUUCAGAGUAAAACCCUGUAGCUUUAUUACAUUUGAUGAGUAGAAUUAUGCAUGAUUUAAAGCGAAAUUUGUGUGGAAAGGGUUAGAGGUUCCAGUAAAAGCUUCCCUUCAUAAGUCACAUGAAAACCAUUUUUAUCUUUUUUUGUAUUUGGGACUGCAUUGUUUUCUAAAUAUGAUAUUUCUUAACAUUGCCAGUUGUGAACCUUGUAUAGUUUGCGUAUUUUGUUUUUAUGUAUAUAACUAUCUUCCCACACAGAAUGUACUUUGUUAAAAUGUGUAAUAAAUGUAUAUAGCAACCUUUGUCUUGCUUCUGCAGGUAAGAUGUAAAUGUAUAAUAGUUGUGUUAUAUAGUCAUACUAUAUGGAAACCUUGGAAAGUUAUAAAGAACUAGUGUGUACUGAAUAUAACAGAUUAUUUUAGAUUUUCUGAAAAAUAUUAGAUGUCAGGACAUACCUGCUGUUAACAAAAAUUCUAAUCUGUUGAGUGAAGCCAUUCAUUGUACUGAAUUUAUCAUUGCUACUUUGCAACAUUUCUUCUGUAAUAGAAUAUAUUUGAUUACUCAUGUAUAUUAUAAUUUAUAUUGUCAUUGUUCUUCCAGUAAUUCAUGCAAUGUUGCAACUGUAGUAUUGAUGUAACAGGACAGUGUUUGACAUAGGCACAGGCAGAAUAGUUCAGGUGCAGACUAAUAGCAUUCAGAAAGAAGCGAAGGGAAAUAUGUAGGUUUCUGCAACCUUCUGCGUAUGCCAGUUCUUUCAAACUGCUGUUUAAAGGUUAUAGAAAGUGACAUGUCACCAUAUUUACAUUAUAUUGACUGUAUCCAUUUAAACAAUGUGAAAUAUGGAAUAUCUGAUGUAUUGUUGUAUUUCUCACGUUCUUCCUAAAGUUUGCUAUUUUGUAUGUAAUGUGACUCACACUCAUUCAGGUACAUUAUCUGUGUGUUGAGGUCCAUUCUGACAAUUUGUAGGUAUUCUAAAUUGACCAGAUUAUAUUAAUGUACAUUAUUCCUUACUUUUAAUUUUUUGAGACUGGUAAUUGUAAUUGUUUUAGUGCGACACAUAAGAGCUAAUUACACAAAAUGAACUAACAGCUAGAGACUAUCAGCAUUUCAUAAAACAAUGUCUAUUCAGUGAGUUCCACAGUGCAGUUUAAUACUCUGUUUUUGUUUAUAAACGAUAAAUUGAGUAAAACAAACCAAAUAUUCCCCCCCCCCCUCACACACACACACACACACACACACACACACACACACAGAGAGAGAGAGAGAGAGAGAGAGAGAGAGAGAGAGAGAGAGAGAGAGAGAGAUAUGCAUUGGUCCAGUCUUGGCUACAGCACAGGGACAGCCUAGUUCUGUGCACGAUACACAUCUAUUGUGCAUUCUGAAGAAUGAAGAAUGCAUGUUGUAAACUGGUCACGAGUGUAACUCAUUUUUACCUUCUGCAACUCCAACUCUUAUCGUAAGGAACAAAAUCAUCACUGUUUAUGUGAGAAGUUUUGUUUGCCAUUAUAGUUUUACAUAUUCAUAUGCAUCUCAAAAUUCAUAAUCUUUUGGCAUAUCCAGUUCCAAACUGAGCUUGUGAAUAAAUCUUGCUUUUAUAGUUUGUGUGUAACAGUUUACUUGGUUUAUGUGUGGUUUCUAUAAUGGUGCCCCAGUGUGUUGUGAUAGAGGCAACUAUCUUCACAUUAUUUGUCGAUGGACUAUGAAUUUUACAUUUGUGAAGUAAAACUGAUUGUGUUUUUAAUUUAUCUUUAGUAAAUUUUGUGUCAACCAUAAUUGUUACAAAAUAUGAAUAUAUGCAGAAAUGAGUAUUCGCAGCAUCUAUCCUGAAUUUAUAAUGUAUAAUUGUGUAAAGUGUACAGAAAUUGAAAAUUGUAAAGUACUAUGUUGGCAGAGUUUUAUUUGCCUUUUUCCAGAACUUGUUUGUUUAUGAGAAUCAUAACAUAAUUCAUUCUGGAAAAAAUGUGUUUUCACAGCUAUAUUUCAUACCUAAAAAGAAAUAUUUUUGUAAGAGUAAUUUGUAUCAUAAAAUGUACUUAAAUUUGCUACUACAUUUAUACAGUGUGUCCUGGGUACCCAUCCCCAGAAAUUAUUUUAGUCAAUUAUUUAUUUAUUUGUACUGCUGCAAAGCAGUAUUAAAUUAAAAUAAAUAAAAGGUUUAACAAUUGAA
Schistocerca cancellata (South American locust) is the source of this 7730-nucleotide messenger RNA. Its product is annotated as transmembrane protein 104 homolog. Bases 537 to 2048 code for a protein of 503 amino acids. NCBI's taxonomy places the organism in Eukaryota, Metazoa, Arthropoda, Insecta, Orthoptera, Acrididae. The transcript has 10 exons. The record is from RefSeq and is a predicted model, not a curated record.